AUAGAUUGUCAGUAAAUGCGUCCUUAAUAUUUUGUGAUACCUAAUUGUAUAAAUAAAAAUGUCUUUUAAUGAACGCCCCACCACAUCGAAGGAUACUUCAUUUGACUCUUUCUAUACGGAGGUUAAAGAAAUAGAAAAACGCGAUUCUGUUCUAACCUCUUCUCAACAAAUUGAUCGUUUACUUCGUCCAGGUUCAACAUACUUCAAUCUCAAUCCAUUCGAGGUGCUACAGAUAGAGCCUGGUGCUACUGUUGAAGAAAUAAAGAAACGUUACCGCACACUCUCCAUACUGGUACAUCCGGAUAAGAUUCAGGAUAAUAAAGAUCGUGCCCAGACUGCUUUUGACAUUGUAAAUCGAGCUUGGAAGACACUGGAAAAUGAUGUCACGCGAAAAAAAUGCCUCGAUGUUUACGAGGAAGCGAAAGAAAGAACGGAUCACAUGAUUGCAGAGAAAAGAAAGAAGCUUCGAAAAGAGAGCAAAGGUUUUGAAAACAUCCCUGAAGAUGAUCCUGAUAAAUAUAAACAUGCCAUAUAUGUGAUGGUUAUGAAAUUGUUUGCUGAUAUGGAACGGCGUCGGCAACAAUUGGAUCAACGAGAUCAAGAAGAGCGCAAACGUAAACGAGAAACCGAAAUUGAGGAGGAAGAAAAAAGAAAAGCUGAUUUAGAAUGGCAGAAGAACUUUGAAGAGUCGCGCCAAAGUCGUGUAAAUAGUUGGCAUGAUUUUCAGUCCGGUGCCAGCAAAUCUAAGAAAUCAAAAAAACAAAAGCGUAUGCAUGGAAUGAUUGUUCCUCCCAAGUUUAAGCCUGAAUCACGAUAAGCGCAUAUGCAAAUGCAUAUCUAUAGCAACAAACUUUAUAUCAUUAUUUUUUAUACUUCAAAUUAAGUUCAUAAAUCAAAUAACACGGAUUCCAUGUGUAAAGGCUGAAAAUAUGUUAAAUAUAACAUGCCUUUAAAUGAGAAAUAAGUAUUCGGAGUUCGGUUAAGUUGUCAUUUAGUUGCCGCUCAUUAUAAAUAUGUAAUUAAAAAUAAUAAAAUUGACAUUAUUACAUUUUGUAAAAUACAGC
Messenger RNA from Bactrocera dorsalis (oriental fruit fly), 1064 nucleotides. Its product is annotated as dnaJ homolog subfamily C member 8. The coding region runs from base 59 to 817 and encodes 252 amino acids. The record is from RefSeq and is marked provisional. The transcript is spliced from 3 exons. Gene Ontology annotation, cellular component: nucleus. NCBI's taxonomy places the organism in Eukaryota, Metazoa, Arthropoda, Insecta, Diptera, Tephritidae.